Messenger RNA from Mauremys reevesii (Reeves's turtle), 5355 nucleotides. RefSeq lists its product as uncharacterized. The record is from RefSeq and is a predicted model, not a curated record. NCBI's taxonomy places the organism in Eukaryota, Metazoa, Chordata, Testudines, Geoemydidae. The transcript has 8 exons. Gene Ontology annotation, molecular function: RNA polymerase II cis-regulatory region sequence-specific DNA binding; DNA-binding transcription factor activity. Gene Ontology annotation, biological process: regulation of transcription by RNA polymerase II. The coding region runs from base 301 to 4263 and encodes 1320 amino acids.
UUCCGGAGACGGGCCCAGCUGGGCAGGGCGGGGCAAGACCUGACUGACAGCGAUCGCCGCCAAUCCCCGCGCGGAGGGAUUAACCCUGCGCUGCCCGGGGCGGAAGCUCUUUGUCUGGGGAACCGGCCUCCCCCUGCGUCCGGGCGGGGUGGCGAGCCCCCAUAGGAGCCUGGACGUGUCCAGUGGGGAGGGAGAGAUGCAAGUUGGAGAACUAGAGCGCAGGCCCCAGCAGGGAUAAGCUGGUCCCUGAAGACAGAUGAGCAGCUCCUGGGUCUCCAUAUCCAGGCUCCGCGAGAGAAUAUGGAAACAGCAGAGCCAACGGGCCCAAAAGCAGGGAAUGAGCUGGAGAGAGACGGGAAGGAGCCAGUCCUGGGACCACCCAUCUCAGUAAGUCCUCGAUGGUCCCACACAGGAUGGCGACAGCUGAGGACUGAGCAGUGUGACAGGAUGUCCCAGUAUUGGAAAGAUCAACUUCAGGAGGAGCUACAGCGCUUACGGACACCUGCUGAGGUUGUGCCGACAUCAGUCCCUGCAUCAAAAAACCCUCCGCUGCUGGAUUUGAACCCAGAGGAGGAUAUUGAGGCCUAUCUGGCUUCCUUCGAGCAAGUGGCUGAAGCCUGCCAGUGGCCCAGAGGAGAGUGGGUGACCCGCCUUGUGCCAGCCCUCAGCGGAAAAGCUCGGCAGGCCAUUAGCAGCCUGGAUGCCAGAGAUGCUGGAGAUUAUGGGAAGGUGAAGGCAGCUGUCCUGCGAGGGUGUGACAUUGGCAUGGAGACACAGCGCCAGCGCUUCAGGCAGUUCCGCUACCAGGAGGCCGAGGGGCCCCGGGCAGUUUUCUGCCGGCUCUGGGAACUCUCCCAUCGAUGGCUGAAGCCGGAGAUCCGCACCAAGGAGCAGAUCAUGGAGUUGCUGAUCCUGGAGCAGUUCCUGACCAUCCUGCCGGAAGAAAUCCAAAGCUGGGUUUCUGAGCAUUGCCCAGAGACAUGUGCCCAGGCAGUGUCCCUGGCUGAGGAUUUCCAGGUCACAGUGCGUGUGAAGGUUGAGGAUGUGACCCCAGAGGAGAUGGAUGCCCCUGAAGCAUUAUGGGAAUCUCAGAGCACCCAGCUGGAGCCACCACAGCCCCAUCCCGCAUGGGGAUCCCUGAAGGAGGCGGCCCUGAGGAAGUGCGAGCUGCCAGGCGCCCCUGGAAAGGAGCCCCGAGUUGGACGAGAAAUGGCAGGUGCGAGGAUCCUGAGCAGGACUGAGAAGCAGCCUCACGACGAAGGGCCUGAAAACCUGCAGCCCCCCAGCAUAUCACAGCAGGAUUCAAGAGAGAGCAUUAACCACAGACCUGAGCAGGAAGGAGCCUGCAAGAGGCAGAAGAGGAGCCCAGUGGGGAAUGAGCCAGAUCCCCUAGGGGAACGUGAGAGUGGAUUCAGGAGACUAAUCCAACCUCCUGCAUCGGGGAGACCUCGGACCGCAGGGGACCUGCACCAUCAGAACAGCAUUCACAGGACAGAGAAGCCCCAUAAAUGUCGAGAUUGUGGGGAAAGGUUCUGGGAGAAGCAGGCGCUCACGGCCCAUGGGAGAGUCCAUGAGAAGGACAGACCAUAUCCCUGUCCUGAAUGUGGAAAGAGUUUCAACAGACUGACCCAUCUCAAAACCCACCAGAGAACCCAUACGGGAGAGAAACCCUAUUUCUGUGCCGAAUGUGGGAAGAACUUCGGCCACCUCUCCACGCUCAUUACACACCAGAGGCUGCACACAGGGGAGAGACCCUACUCCUGUGAUGAGUGCGGGAAAACUUUCACGAACCCCUCGGACCUCAACAAGCACCAGCGCUCCCACACGGGCGAGCGGCCCUACCCCUGCGCUGAGUGCGGGAAGCGCUUCAGCCAGCUCUCCAACCUGACGAUGCACCAGAGGACUCACACACAGGAGAAGCCCUACCCCUGCGCUGAGUGUGGGAAGAGCUUCAAGUAUCUGGCUUACCUCGCCAUUCACGAGCGCUCCCACACCGGGGAACGGCCCUUCCCCUGCACUGAGUGUGGGAAGAGCUUCAGUAACAAAUCCUCUUUGGCCCGCCACCUGAGAAUCCACUCCAGAGCCGCAGCCAUGGACAACCUCUUUCAGCAGCGUUCACACGAGCCCUCCAGCGGGCCGGGGAUUGCAAAUCCCAUCCGGGAGCAGCCGGCAGCACCUGGCGCCGAGGACCGGACCCCGGCCAAGCACCGCCCCGCUCUCCCGGCCAGAUUCCCCCAGGCUGAGCUGCGCAGCCGGGCUCCGCCCUCCCCGCUCGCAGCGCGGUGCAGACGCCAGCUCCGGCCGUGGGGCCGCCGGGAAGCAGCGGAGGGGGCGCAGGGAAGGCUGGGAAAAGGCCGAACCCCAAAGCAGAGAGCGGCUGCAGAGCAGGCGGCCCAACAGCCCCUGCACCUCCAGGUCCAGGCUCGGCUGCAGCAGGUGGGGCCCACGAAAGCGAAAAUGGAAAAGCGAGAUCCCGUGGAACCGGGACCGGGGAAGGAAUCCGAGCGGGCUGCAAAAGAUCCCAUUGUGGCACCCCCCAUAACAGUAACUCCCAGGUGGUCCCGGAUUAGACUACACCAGGUCAGGACGGAGCCACAAGAAGGGAUGUCCCAGCGACGGCAGGUGCUGCAGGCGCGACAGACCUCUCCUGAAAUUGUGUCAGCUCCAGACCCUGCCUUGGGAAACCCUCAGCUGCCGGAGCUCGAGCCAGAGGAUGACAUUGAGGUCUAUCUGGCUUCCUUCGAGCGAGUGGCUGAAGCCUGCCACUGGCCCAGAAGAGAGUGGGUGACCCGACUCCUGCCAUCCCUCACUGGAAAAGCCCAACAGGCCAUUAGCAGCCUGGAUGCCCGAGAGGCCCGAGACUACGGGAAGGUGAAGGCAGCCAUCCUGCGAGGCUGCAACAUCAGCACAGAGAUGCAGCGCCUUCACUUCAGGCAGUUCCGCUACCAGGAGGCCAAAGGGCCCCGAGAGGUCUGCAGCCGCCUGCGGGAACUCUCCCAUCGAUGGCUGAAGCCGGAGAUCCGCACCAAGGAGCAGAUCAUGGAGCUGCUGAUCCUGGAGCAGUUCCUGACCAUCCUGCCUGAGGAAAUCCAGAGCUGGGUCUGGGUACGUCACCCGGAAACUUGCGCCCAGGCUGUUUCCCUGGCAGAGGAUUUCCAGCUGGGACAGCGAGAGGCUGGAGUGUGGGAGCAACAGGUCACAGUGCGUGUGAAGGUCGAGGAAGUGACCCCAGAGGAGGUGGAGACCCCUGAAGCAUUAUGGGAAUCUCAGAGUUCCCAGCUGGAGCCACCACAGCCCAAUACCACGUGGGGAUCCCAGGAGGAGGUAGGACGGAGCAAGUACAAGUUGCCACGUGCCCCUGAAGAGGAGACGGAAGCUCUACAGGAAACUGCAGGUGCCAGGAUCCUGAGCAGAGCGGAGGAGCGGCCCAAUUUGGGAGAGCAAGAAAACUUGGAUCUGGCCCGAACAUCGCAAGGCGGAUCAGGAGAGAGUGUUGCCCGCAGACUUGAGCAGGAAGAAGCCUGCAAGAGGCAGAAGAGAAACUCAGCUGGGAAUGAGCGAAUUCCGCCAAGGGUGUUCCCACAGCUCCCUACUCAAGGGACACCUGGGGCCAUAAGAGACUUUAAAAGCCAGGAGAGCAGCGUUCACAUGAUGGAGAAACCCCACAGAUGUCGAGAUUGUGGGGAAAGGUUCUGGGAGAAGCAGGACCUCAUGGCCCAUGGGAGAGUCCAUGAGAAGGACAGACCCUAUCCCUGUCCUGAAUGUGGGAAGAGCUUCAACAGACUGACCCAUCUCCGAACCCACCAGAGAACCCACACGGGAGUGAAACCUUACUCCUGUGGGGAGUGUGGGAAAAGCUUCGGCCACCUCUCCACACUGACCACGCACCAGAGACUGCACACAGGGGAGAGACCCUACUCCUGUGCUGAGUGCGGGAAAACCUUCACCAACCCCUCGGACCUCAACAAGCACCAGCGCUCUCACACGGGCGAGCGGCCCUACCCCUGCGCCGAGUGCGGAAAGCGCUUCAGCCAGCAAUCCAAUCUGACAAUGCACCAAAGAAGCCACACCGAGGACAGACCGUACCCCUGCACUGAGUGCGGGAAGAGCUUCAAGUACCUUGCUGAUCUCACUGUGCAUGAGCGCUCCCACACGGGCGAGAGGCCCUUCCCCUGCCCUGAGUGCGGGAAAAGCUUCAGUAACAAAUCCUCUCUGGCUCGUCACCAGAGAAUCCACGCUAGAGCCGCAGCCAGAAACAAGUGAGACCUGCUGGCCAAGAGCACCACUCCAGCUGUGUGUGUAUAAUAACGUGAAGUAGAGGAAUGGAAACAGUUAGUGAAGGAACUUGGAGAAAUCAGCCCCCUUCUCCCAGUACCAAUUCCAUCCCUCCCUCACAGACCCCAUGAGGUGGAUUAAGAACCAUGAGAACAGAGGGUGGCUUCACCUUAGGCUCUGAGGAGUCCCAGCCCCUGAAAUGAGCAGGAACUGCUCCCUUACCUACUCUACUUAGCAAUUGAGCAGCCUGUCUCUCAUGUCCACAUGAACAUCAGUUAAUCUGCUCUGGUUUCCCUGUAGCUUCUCUAAGGGCUGGGCUGGGGCCUGUUACAGGCUCUGUAUUUCUGCUGUUUUGGGGUGGGUGUUUGCAAUACCUAGGGAUUUGCCCAGGCUGUGAGCAGGUCACUCGAGAUAGGGAAGGGAUUUCUCCCAGGGGUUGGGAGGCCCACGAUCUCUCAGCUUCAUGAGGAAAAAGAACCAAAGAAUUCCUCAAGGGCUGCUGCUUAUGUCAAACUCACGAGGUGACAUCAGACCCAGCACUGCUGGGAACUGUGGAUCCAGGGGGAGGUGUUUGGCCACAUCUGUGUCAACCAGCUUUGCCGCUGUGGCCUGCACAACCACCCUCUUCACACUCCAGACUUUCCAAGCCCUUCAGUGUCCCUCUGUAACUAUGCCCAAAGUCUGCCGCAUCAUCCCAUCUCCUGAGAGGAGCUUCCUGCUAUUUCCUGUCCCAAACUAAGCAUUUAUGUUUGCUAUGUAAUUAAUUGUGUGUGUUUAUUCAUUGCCUCAUUAGUUUGCUGCUCCUGCCUUGCUCGCUGCCAUGUUAACUCUUUAUUUACUGCUCUGUCGCUGCAAUGUGGGGGUUUUUUUUUUUGGUCCAUACUGUGUGACUGUUCAGCUGCCCAUCAGUACAACUGUUGCUUUCACUGUUUCUUCUGAGAGUUUGAGCAUGUAGCCUUGAUCCUGCAAUGAGCUCUCCACAAGCAAGAUCAGGGCCUUUAUUUUUAUUGACUGACCUACCUCGUCUGCUGCUUUUCUGAAUUGCUGGUAUUUUUUAGUUGAAUUGUGUGAACAGUCAUU